GUGAGCAGCCAUGGAGGGAUUUGUCUAUCCCGCCCCGGUCCCUUACAGCAAUGCAAAGCCGAGGCAACAGAACUGGAGGCAGAAACACUACCCGCCGGUCAACGUGGAAGCGGUGGAGUACUUGGACAAUUACAAGAGGGCGCAGCUGAAAGCUAUCCUCUCCCAGGUGAACCCCAGCCUCACUCCUCGUCUCAGGAAAGCUAACACCAAGGAGAUUGGCAUUCAGGUCAAUCCAAAAGUAGACGCUUCUGUGCAAUGUUCACUGGGACCCAGGACCUUACCUCGCCAGAAGCGACGUCCUGGAAGCGAGGGGGCGACCCGAGCAGCUCGCUCGCCCUCUCCCAUUAGGGCCGGAGACGCCACCAACGAUCCCAAGGAAACUGGGGCCACUGCCCGGUCCCCAACCGUCGUGAGGUUCUCUCGGCCCAUCGCCGUCUCCAUCUACUCACCUGUCUUUGACCAGUGUCCGGGAGAAACGAACCGUGGACGCAAGGUCCCUCCGGAGGAAGAGGAAUCUGAUCCACAGCUGGAGAAAGAUUCUGGACCUCCUGAACAAAAGGUUGCAGACGUGAAAGACCAAGUGCAAGCGGAGCAGAAAGAAGACCAAGCAGCGGAGGCAAACGCGAGCAAGCAGAGGUUUCGCUUCCAGUUUCUGGAACAGAAGUAUGGUUAUUACCACUGCAAAGACUGCAACAUCAGAUGGGAAAGUGCUUAUGUUUGGUGUAUUUCAGGAACUAAUAAGGUUUACUUCAAGCAAUUUUGCCGCAAGUGUGAUAAGGGAUAUAAUCCUUACAGGGUGGAAGCUAUUCUAUGUCAGACUUGUUUCAAAAACUGCUGCUCUUGUACUCAGAAGAAGCGGCACAUUGAUCCAAAGCGACCACAUCGCCAGGAGUUGUGUGGCCGUUGCCGGGGCAAGCGUUUAUCCUGUGACAAUACGUAUAGCUUCAAGUAUAUUGUUUGAAAUUGGGCACCAUUUGUGUGAAGAUGAAAUACUGAUCUUGUGUGGUACUUGGUUACUUACCUAGCACAGACAACUUGUAAA
Molecule: messenger RNA, 1042 nt
Organism: Amblyraja radiata (thorny skate)
Lineage: Eukaryota; Metazoa; Chordata; Chondrichthyes; Rajiformes; Rajidae
Product: zygote arrest protein 1
Exons: 4
Coding region: 11-961 (316 amino acids)
Biological process (GO): translation
Cellular component (GO): cytoplasm
Source: RefSeq, a predicted model, not a curated record